AUGCUGCGUGUAGCGCAGCUGGACUCCGCAGCUCUUGACGACGAAGUACGGUCGAUAUUUUGGAGGGACUUUCAAACAAACUUACCGAUAACGCGGAAUAAAGAAGAGUACCAACUAUUGUUGGAGAGUUUGGUUUUCCUUUUCAGCUCUAAACUACUGGCCGGAUCCUUCACCAACACAUACGGAUCGAGAUUGAGCGGCGUUUCCUACACAUGCAAAAGAAGGACUCUGUACCUGAUAACGACGCUUUCCGGUUACCUGGAGUCGAAAUUAUCACAUUUUGUCUUCAGCUCCUCGAACCGGAUAGUGACGAAUAACAGUGACAAAUUACGAAAAGCCUUCAGCUAUCUCACCACAGUUUAUUCUUUUUUCGACGUUUUCCUUUUUGCAAAGUUUCUCUCCAAUUUAUCGUCAACAUAUCUUUCCCCUUUACACAGGCUUCUAGGAGUUUCGUUCAGCGGCAGCGAUUCCAGCGCAUCUACCUUCCACGAUAACACAGUCUACUCCCAGAUAGAAUUCCAGAACAGACAGCUUUUAUGGAAUGCCAUAUUGGAACUAUUCAAUGUUACCCUGCUGAGCAACGCGAAAUGGUUUCACAGACACUAUUCGUCCAGCAGCUCAACAGAUCAGAAGCACUCUGUCGCCUCUUCCGAUGACGCUCACUGUCCUUAUUGCAAUCAGUUCCCAACCAAUCCCUAUGUCAUUUCAUGCUGCAAUUCUACGUUCUGCUAUCUCUGUGUAGUGAAAGUUCUAGAAUGGUCGCACUGUCCCCGUUGUGAUGCGACAGCCAAUAUAAAGGCUAGUCCAUUGUACUAA
Zygotorulaspora mrakii is the source of this 816-nucleotide messenger RNA. RefSeq names its product ubiquitin-protein ligase peroxin 2 (gene PEX2). Gene Ontology annotation, cellular component: peroxisomal membrane. Gene Ontology annotation, molecular function: zinc ion binding. NCBI's taxonomy places the organism in Eukaryota, Fungi, Ascomycota, Saccharomycetes, Saccharomycetales, Saccharomycetaceae. Gene Ontology annotation, biological process: protein import into peroxisome matrix. The transcript has a single exon. The record is from RefSeq and is a predicted model, not a curated record. The coding region runs from base 1 to 816 and encodes 271 amino acids.